Messenger RNA from Lactuca sativa (garden lettuce), 474 nucleotides. RefSeq lists its product as uncharacterized. The record is from RefSeq and is a predicted model, not a curated record. Lineage: Eukaryota; Viridiplantae; Streptophyta; Magnoliopsida; Asterales; Asteraceae.
AUGGUGGAAACACCAAAUAAAUCUUCCUCUUCCAACACCAAUACUGAAAAAUCAACCCUUCAUCCAGCAUUCACAGUGACAAAUGUGCACCUAAAGAUCCGUACACUCGACGGGGAGAAAACACCGUACUCAAAUUGGGUGAAAUUGUUCGGAAAUCAUCUCAAAAUCUACAAGAUCCUCCACCACAUUGAUGGCACAAAGCCGCCUUCCAAAGAAGAUCCGACCUAUGAUGCAUGGGAAGAGAUUGAUGCCCUCAUUCUUCAGUGGAUUAUAGUACUAGCUGCAACCUUAGAACAACAGUUUACCAACUCAGCCCUCUCAGCAUUCUCCUCAUUUGAUGAAUAUUGUCAAAAGUUGAAAGACAUCGCCACCCAACUCGGUGAUAUCGAUCAACCUGUGUCUGAAAGUCGCCUCGUUAUUCAGAUGGUUCGUGGUCUUCCUGUUGAAUAUGAUACUAUCGGGAACCCCACAUGA